CACUGAGCGAUGUGUAGAACUUGUUGCUCCUUCAUGGCAUAUUCUGGUAGUAACUCUAAUGUUGGAUCAAUUGUGGUCUUCUGGACUUGGUUGAGUUGGUGGUAGCACUUCAAUUACAUAAUAGCACUUGUAUAAUCAGCAAUUAGGAAAGAGUGUACUUAAUAUAUCAGCCUCUUCUCAUCAAAAUUCUUGGGACCCUUAUAUUGUUUUUAUAGCACUUGUUUUUCUCUUUGCAGAAAUGUACUUCAACAAAGGCAAUUUCUAUGACUUCACCUCACUUGUCCGUGAAUUGGAUGUUCCUGGUGAAAUAUAUGAAAGGAAAACAUAUCCAUUUGAAUUUUCAACAGUUGAAAUGCCAUAUGAGACAUACAAUGGAGUGAAUGUCCGACUUCGGUAUGUCCUGAAGGUGACAAUCAGUCGUGGCUAUGCUGGAAGCAUUGUUGAAUACCUAGACUUUGUGGUUCGCAACUAUACUCCACCUCCUCCAAUUAACAACAGUAUUAAGGUUAGUUCUUUUACAUUCAAUUCUGCUUAUACAUGCAUGGCAUGUAGGCGUUAUUAAAGCUCUGUACAUUAAAUGUUAAAAAAGAAAAUUCACAUGGCAACUUUGAUGGUGAGUAUGAAGUCACUUUUUUACCAAUGCUAACGGUGACCAUGUCUAUAUUAUGAGGCCACUCCUCUUGUUGAUGAGGGAUUGAGUAGGGAAUGGGGAGAUAUUUUUUUUCUUUCAGAGAUAUCUAGCAGUUCUUAAUUUGAUUCUCCAUAUACAUGGUACCUUUGUUCUCUUAUCAAAAAUUUAUGUGAUUCAUUAUGCAAAAGCUAAUCAAUGGAUGAUUUUUCCAUUGCUAAUAUUUAUCCCUUGCAGAUGUAAGUUGGAAUUGAGGAUU
Messenger RNA from Ilex paraguariensis (yerba mate), 887 nucleotides. The record is from the annotation of a GenBank genome assembly. Lineage: Eukaryota; Viridiplantae; Streptophyta; Magnoliopsida; Aquifoliales; Aquifoliaceae.